This is a messenger RNA of Colias croceus (clouded yellow), 1611 nucleotides long. Its product is annotated as probable allantoicase. Lineage: Eukaryota; Metazoa; Arthropoda; Insecta; Lepidoptera; Pieridae. The transcript has 8 exons. Gene Ontology annotation, biological process: allantoin catabolic process. The record is from RefSeq and is a predicted model, not a curated record. The coding region runs from base 72 to 1190 and encodes 372 amino acids. Gene Ontology annotation, molecular function: allantoicase activity.
UGAGUUUGUCACAUUUAGAUCAUUACGUUGACUCACUUUGUCUAGUGAAGUUCAAAGAUAAAGUCGAUACGAUGAUCGAUUCGAAGCCGCCGGCGUUUACGAAUCUCAAUGACUACGCUAAGGAAGAUGUCGGAGCCAAAGUGCUAUUCGCUACCGAUGAUUUCUUCGCAAUAUGUGAUAAUAUGUUACUAAGAACUGAACCUGAGUUUAUAGCUGAUAAGUACACGGAAUAUGGAAAAUUGAUGGAUGGAUGGGAGACACGACGAAAAAGGGUUGAGGGACAUGACUGGUGUAUUAUAAGACUUGCUACUAUUUGCACUAUUAAAGGUUUAUUGAUAGACACGGCAUAUUUUAUUGGUAAUUACGCACCAAAAUAUUCCAUUCAAGCUGCGGUAUUAAGACCUGAAGACGAAGCAAUAAUACCAAAAAGGAACGCAAGUAUAGGUACUGGAGCGACAGAAGACGAUUUCAAACAGAUAAAUAAGCUACGUUCAGAUGGGUGGGAAGAAAUUGUUCCCUUAACCGUAUUGCAGCCUGGUAAUGAAGUGACUCGCAGAAAUUAUCAAAAGGUGCUCAGUGAUGAAGCCUGGACACACAUACGGAUAAACAUAUUCCCUGAUGGUGGAAUAGCAAGGCUCAGUGUAUUCGGAGAAGCCAUGCCCCCAGUGCCACCCCCUGACCAGUUAAUAGACUUAAUAUCUAUGCUCAAUGGAGGAAAACUACUUGGGUUUUCAAACGGACAAUUCAGUUCUCCAAAGAACCUAAUUAAACCAGAAAAAAGUCAAUCAAUGGCUGAUGGUUGGGAGACAGCUCGUAGACUAGAUAGGCCUAAGGUUAUUACUGCUUAUGACAAUGGAACUAUCACUUCACCAGGAGAAGAAUAUGCAGUUUUCAAACUAGGCUUUACUGGCAGGGUUAAAAAAAUCUGUGCCGAUACAACCCAGUUUAAAGGAAAUUACCCAGAUACUAUUAGAUUUGAGGGAGUAAAUCUUGGCAAUAAGGAAUGGGAAGAUUCUCAAGAUAUUCCCUGGAAGACUAUCCUUGGUCCUGUUAAGUUAUCCGCAAACCGGGAACAUUGGUUUGACAGCGACACCGACGCCAUCAACCAUGUACGAGUCAUCAUCGCGCCUGAUGGUGGUAUGAGCAGAGUCAGGAUGUAUGGUUUCGUGGAAUCCAACGAAAUUAUGUAACUUAACAAACUACACCGAAUUGUAUUAUUGAGACGUAUUCAUUUCAAUGCAACUAAUAUUAUGUAAUUGAAGCUAUAGGAUAAAUUAUUUGUCAACAUUCCAAUUAAUUCAUCUAAGCGCCGAUUUUUCAAUCCUUGGUUAAAAUUUAUCCGUUCAAUAAAGUAUUACACGAAUAUUUUAAAAUGUCACCUGUAAACUGUCAAAUACGGACAAUUAGAAUACAUUUUUGAAAUGGUAGUUUAAUGCGUUAUUCGAUGAAUAAGUUUUAACCAAGGAUUGAAAAAUCAGCCCUUAAUUUACUUAUUUUUACACAAACAAUCGAGGAUUUUUGCUGGAAACUUCUUUAGGCGCGUUGUGAGUAAAAUUUCCAGGUCGCAUCGGCACACACGCUUUUUUUAUUCCAAAAUAUUUUUAAUAAAAC